Molecule: messenger RNA, 5531 nt
Organism: Didymella exigua CBS 183.55
Lineage: Eukaryota; Fungi; Ascomycota; Dothideomycetes; Pleosporales; Didymellaceae
Exons: 5
Coding region: 319-5091 (1590 amino acids)
Biological process (GO): negative regulation of transcription by RNA polymerase II
Cellular component (GO): chromatin; Sin3-type complex
Molecular function (GO): transcription corepressor activity
Source: RefSeq, a predicted model, not a curated record
CACAGGUUCGACUAUGCAAAGAGCUCUUACGUGGUCGCAAUAUAUGGCGAAAUAAUUUCACGGCGUUAGCCCUGCUUUUUCAGGCGUCUCUAUCGCCAAAAUCCAAGAACAACACCAGCUCGAGCUGGCACAGUCAAUAGCCUGCUAACAGCUGCACAACAGCCACCACUGAGCACCGACCACGCACACUUGACUUGCAGCGCUUGUCUGAAGCUGUAAUCGAACCUUCUGCGAUUUCACAACUGGCUUCAGGCCGGCCACGCGUCGCCCCAUCGACCACGCAGCUCCACCUACAGCCGAGGGAUCGCAAACGCCGAGAUGAAUCCAGCACAUCGCGAAGGCUGGCCACAGUCACAGGCACCUGCGCCUGGACAAAACCUGCAGCAACAAACAGAGCAAAACCAGCGACAGUCCGCGCGACCGCUCGACCCUUAUGGGUCAAGCAACGCAAAUGCACAAGCUCUCACACAUGCGUCACCUGCGCAAGGCCCAGGGCCUGUGCUCCCCCCGCCUUCUGGGACCCCUUUCUACUCGUCGAGCAGUGCGACAGCCCACAACCAAAAUCUGCCGCCACUACCUGGCUUCACUGGCCAGCCUCCACACUCAUCGCCCCACCAGUCUGCGCAAAGAGCGCCCUCAACGGAGGGAGCAUCAACCGCGCAAGGACACCCGAUGCCACAGGGCCCCCCGUACUCCUUACCUGGCAUCUCGCAGACUUUGCAGCAGCAGGUUGCACCACAGGACCAGGCGAACGCAGAUCGGGAACGAGAGCUGCGCGAGCGCGAGGCCAGAGAGCGUGAGAUGAUGGAGUCGCACGCGGCCCAGCAGCACGCUGCACAGCAAGAAGAGCAUGCAAAGCGUGAAGCUGAGCAGCGCGAUCGAGACCUGCACGAACGCCAGCAACGAGAGCAGGCCGCACUACAGAGCCACUCUGCGCCAAUCCAGAUUCACCAGCCUGUGGCUGUCGCACCCACCACACGAACAGUACAUGGACCCAACGGACUGCUGGGCCAAUCUGGGCCAUUAGCAGGAGCAAACCCACUGGCUGGUCCGAUGGGUGGACCCAUCGUUGCCGGUCCUUACGGCAAUGCACCUGCUCAGCACGAUCAGACUACACCCCGUAUGCAGCAUGCUGUACAGGUGCCGACACAGGCACAGAUGCUGAUGCCCUUUACUGGUCCGCCAGGCGCGAUGGGCAUGGGCCAGGGCCAGCAGCCCAUUCUCAAUGACGCUCUUAGCUACCUCGACCAAGUCAAAGUCCAGUUCGCCGAUCAUCCCGAUGUUUACAACCGCUUCUUGGACAUCAUGAAGGAUUUCAAGAGCGGUGCCAUAGACACUCCAGGUGUCAUUGAGCGCGUUUCGACUCUUUUCGCUGGUAACCCGAAUCUGAUCCAGGGUUUCAACACGUUCCUGCCUCCAGGAUAUAAAAUAGAAUGCGGAACGAACGGUGACCCAAAUGCGAUCAGAGUUACCACUCCCAUGGGCACGAUGGUCUCCACAAUGCCUGCUCCCAGGCCGCUGUCUCCAUCACGCAGCGCAGCGGCAAACGGCAACACCGGUCCUCAGCAGGAACCUGCAUUCUACGAGACGACGCAGGGACGACCUUGGCCUCAGCAGCAAAGGGCACCUGAGCACCCAGAGUCGUUAUUUUCUCCUAACAAUCGCAAUCUCGGCCAGCAAGGUCCCGCACCGCAUUCUCCCGAGACCACUACGCGUCCGCACCCUGACGCGGUUGCUUCGGCGGCCGCGCUUGCGCAUCAGCAAGAGCAACAGGGAGUGUCUCAACUUCAGAACGCAGUGUCCGCUGCUACCGGUCGCUCCAUGCUCGCACUCAGCGGCGACGCUGCAGCAGCCCUUCCUGUACAAGCCUUGAAUGGUGCUGUCCAGGUCGCUCAGAUGGGCGGCAUAGGUGCUGAAAAGCGCGGUCCGGUCGAAUUCAACCAUGCUAUCAGCUACGUUAACAAGAUCAAAAAUCGUUUUGCGUCGCAGCCCGACAUCUACAAACAGUUCCUGGAAAUUCUGCAGACCUACCAGCGCGAGUCGAAACCUAUCCAAGACGUAUAUGCUCAAGUCACGGGACUAUUCAACGCUGCUCCUGACCUACUAGAAGACUUCAAGCAAUUCCUCCCAGAAUCAGCUGCUCAGCAUAGGGCUGCGCAGCAGCAGGCUGCGAGACAUGCUGAGGAUGCGGUCAUGUUGAGCAAUGUGCGUGGCGAUGCUGCCGGCUACGGUCAGACACCAACCCUUCAGCAGACACCUCGCGCAGACCAGGGUCGACUUCCACCAAUGGGCAACUUUGCUCCUACACCUACUGCAAAUCGCGACAACAAGCGAAAGCGCGACAGGCAAGGUCCUGUUGCUGUACCGAUGCCUGCCCCGAUGGCACAGGAACCAACCACAUCGAAUGUUCGCGGAGGCAAUUUCGGUACAGGCGCUGCAAACAAGCGAACCAAGACUAGCCAUGCUGCAAAGCAAGCAGUACCUGAAGGACCUCCAGUGUCACCGACUCUGACACCAGCAUUGCCCGAACCGAUACCACCGACCACUACCACCACUCCAAGCCAGGAUGAGCUUGCGUUCUUUGACCGAGUCAAGAAGUUCAUUGGAAACAAGAACACAAUGAACGAAUUCCUGAAGCUAUGCAACCUUUACUCACAGGACCUGAUAGACAAGAGACUACUUCUCUACCGUGCGCAAUCCUUCAUCGGCGGUAAUCCAGAGCUCUUCGCUUGGUUCAAAAAGUUCAUGGGUGAGGAGGAGGAUCAACAGAAGACGCGUCCCAAGACUGUCAACUCGCGAGUCUCGCUGUCUAACUGCCGCAGCCUUGGACCCAGCUAUCGUUUGCUACCUAAGCGCGAGCGCGAGCGAGUAUGCAGCGGCCGUGAUGAAUUGUGCAAAUCAGUUCUGAACGAUGAAUGGGCAUCUCACCCAACGUGGGCCUCCGAAGACUCUGGCUUCAUUGCUCACCGCAAGAAUCAGUUUGAAGAAGGCCUUCACCGAAUCGAAGAAGAGCGCCACGACUACGACUUCAACAUCGAAGCCUGUAGUCGCACGAUUCAGCAGUUGGAACCCAUUGCGAACCAGCUGCUCACCAUGAAGCAAGAAGACCGAACGAACUUUGUACUGCCACCUGGUAUUGGAGGGCAGAGCGAGACAAUCUACAAGCGUGUCAUCAUGAAGAUUUAUGGUCGCGAUCGAGGCAAGGAUGUCAUCAAGGAACUGUUCUCCAUGCCCUGGAGUGUGGUGCCGGUCUUGUUGCACCGCCUCAAAUGCAAGUUGGAAGACUGGAAGGCUGCUCAGCGGGAGUGGGAGCGUGUCUGGCGCGAUCAGACCCAGAAGAUCUUCUGGAAGUCUCUGGAUCAUCAGAGUCUAUCUGUCAAGCAGGCCGACAAGCGCCAGUUCCAGCCCAAAUCGCUUACCAAUGAGGUUCUCGUUCGCUACGAAGAACAGAAGCGUCUGCGCCUGGUCCAGGAAAUUCCCCAGCCGGAGUAUCAGUACGCUUUCUCUUUCAAGGAUGAGGAGGUCCUUUUCGAUGUCGCCCGCCUCAUGAUCACAUUUGCGGACAACAACAGCGGUACUGAGUACGCCAAGGUAGUUCCGUUCAUCAAAGAGUUCGUGCCGUUGUUCUUUGGCCUAGAUCAGGCCAAGUUUGAGCAACGUGUUCAGACAUCGGGUCGCGACACUCCCAACGAGUCUGGCGAUGACACACCAAGCCCUGACGAUGACGUUUCUCAACGAUCCCAAAAGCCCAAGAAAGGCGAUCUGCGCCGAGACGUACUUGAUCCACGCGGUAAGUCGCGCAAGGACAAGGAAGACAGUCUUGCGUCGGCGAGCAGGGAUACGACCCCUGAGAUCGCAUCCGGCAUCGAGGAUGAGGCUGCUGGAGACAGCUCAAACUCCAACGGUCGUGACGAACAAAUCGCUGGUAGCUGGGUAGAAUACUCGACACAGCCCGCGGCCUUCGAUGACAAGGAGAUUGAGCACGACGAGCCGUACCGACGCAUUGAGUACAAUAUGUACGCCAACGCAUCGAUCUACUGCUUCUUCCGCAUGUUUGUCUGCCUGUACGAGCGUCUGUCGAAGCUCAAGGAAAGCGAGGACGAAGUCCGUAAGGUCGUCAGUCGGGCCAUGGAACCGAAAGCGGCUCGCCAACUCAAGAUGCUAGACAAACAGCCUGACGACUUCUUCAAAGACACAUCGUCAUCAGCCAACUUCUACCAGCAAGUCCUCGAGAUGUUCCAAGAUCAGAUUCUUGGUGAAACCGACAUGUCCUUCAUCGAGGAAACACUGCGACGAUACUACCUGCACAUUGGAUGGCAGUUGUAUAGUUUUGACAGGCUCAUCAAUUCACUCGUCCGCUUCGCUUUGGUGGUAAUCAGCUCUGACAGCAAGGACAAGAGCCUUGAUAUCUACAAUCUGUUCAGAAAGGACCGUGUCAACGAUACUACCUCACACAAAAGCGAGAUCAGCUACAGGAAAGCAGUUGAGAAGUACGCAAAGGACGCGGAUACCUACCGUGUCACCUACGAUCCCGCAAAGACGGAAGCUACUGUGCGUUUAUUCAAGAAGGACGAUCCUACAUUCGACACCAAUGCACUUGACCGGACUAGGCGCUGGCGUGCAUACCUUGCCUCCUACCAGUCGAUAGAGCCCACUGAGGAGGUAGAUCAUGACAGCGUCAAACACCCAUACCUCAAGAAGCGUCUGGCCAAGGAUGAAGACACUACAGAGCAGGACGAGCGUCUCGAUGCUGUGAUGCACAGCGACAAAAUCACCGUCUCAAUCAGCCCGCAGACCUACAACAUCACCUUCAUCAACAGUGAGCCCUUCGGCACUGGCGGUAUCCAGUACUUUACCCUUUCGGAUGGCAUUCGCGCGGGUGUGAGCGGCGCCUCCAAGCUCAACGACCAGUUCAAGGCACUCAACGAUGCAAGGCGCGAGCGAGCACAGGAGAAGCUUGUCCGCAACAACACCUGGAUGAGAGAUCUCAGCCGCGAUGAGGUUGACUCUAAGAAGGCCGCUUUUAAGAAGAGUAUCGACGAGAUCAAGCAGGCAAGUGAUAAUGAAGACGUGGAGAUGGCAGAGGCAUAGUUUCAUUUUCAGGAUAAGGCGUCUGGCGAACUGUGUUUCUCCAACACGAUAUACAUGAUGAGCAGGGACAUGAUGCUUGUGUAUCGGCUUACGGGCUGUUUUGUAUACCAGGUAUGGGGUAAGCCCAGGAGCGAGCAUGUGAGACUGCCUCGCGCAGUUGUGGCGUUUGACUUGACAGCCGAUCUUUUAUCCAUACCCAUGAACGUAACUUUGUCGCACAACCCCGUCUCUAUCACGGUCACUUGAUCACCUGCGUUGCUAGGAUGUGUGGCGAACUAAAUUUCAAAUCCCGAUGCGAAUCAUCGAUGCGAAUCAUCGAUAUCUGCUCUCAGACUCACGUGCGGCAUCACGAGUCCUGAUACAUCCUGCGAGGUCGCGUAUACCUCCGUAGUUCGGCUGCGUCAUGCCCUGUUGGAUGCUUGAAACACUUAACCACCGGU